CGCACUUCCGCCCCAAGAUGGUCGUCGGCGCCUUCCCAAUCGCCAAGCUCCUGUAUCUCGGAGUAAAGCAGCUGAGCAAACCCGUAGCCAACCGGAUAAAAGCCGGGGCUCGGAGGAGCGAGUUUUUCAAGAAUUAUAUAUGUCUGCCGCCGGCACAACUGUACCACUGGAUUGAGAUGAGAACCAAGAUGCGCAUCAUGGGCUUCCGGGGGGCUAACAUUAAGCCGCUGAAUGAGGACGCGGCUGCAGAGCUGGGUGCCGAGCUGCUAGGUGAGACGCUGAUCUUCCUGGUGGGCGGCGGUUGCAUGGUGUUGGAGUACACCAGGCAGUCGGCCAACUCUCGUCGCAAGGAGGACGAGCUCGACCAGACGCUCAACCAUCUACAGACUCAAAUUGCCGAGCUCACGUUUACCACAGAGACGCUAAGUGCUCAGCUAAGAGAGGUGAACAGACAGCUGGUCUCCUUCCCUACACCCUCAAAAAAGUGAUUUGAUUUUGUAAUGGCGGUACGCCGAGUGGUUCAACAACACGCGAUGGCAACAUGUAAAGCCUCAUGCUGCUACGUCACACACUGCCACCGCAAGGAGGAAGAAGUGAACAUAACAUCAAGGAGCAGGGAUUUGUUAGGAGCUCAUUUUUGGAGCAACUGUGUGCAAAAAAUGGGGAUUGCUAUGAUAUUCAUAGUGUAUUUUCUGUGGUCGAUAUUGCAUGCUCAUUACAAGGACCGUAAAAAAUUGCAUCAACAAAUUCAAAAUUAUAUCAGAUAACAAUGACUGUUUUGAUAUUUAUAAACUUGGGAGAGGCUUUGUUAAUAAUUAACAUGCCAUUCGGAAAAGAAAAUCUCAAAAUCACUGUCAAUAAGUUUGCUGGUUUAUGUGGAGCUUACGUAAUGAAUGAAUGGUUGAAAAUAAAGAUAAUUGUAUUAUUAGUGAGUUUGUACAAAUUUCCCUAAAAAUGAAAUUAUUGCAUUGAUCAUGGUUGUGCCUCAAAACUCAGAAAAAAAUAUAUAUAUACACAGUACGUAUUUAAAUCAUCUUGAACGCUUGUUAUCAACAUAAGAUGG
Molecule: messenger RNA, 1063 nt
Organism: Corythoichthys intestinalis (scribbled pipefish)
Lineage: Eukaryota; Metazoa; Chordata; Actinopteri; Syngnathiformes; Syngnathidae
Product: optic atrophy 3 protein homolog
Exons: 2
Coding region: 18-488 (156 amino acids)
Biological process (GO): regulation of lipid metabolic process
Cellular component (GO): mitochondrion
Source: RefSeq, a predicted model, not a curated record